UCCCUAGAAUAGGCAAUGCAUUUACUAGUUAAUCAUAGAGCGCGGAGAGGUGCUGGAUCAUACAUACUUUUCUCCCAAGAGAGCUCCGAGCUGGUUGCGAUUUAACACUCAACUUCUGCUCGUCUUUAAGAUUGGCAGAGAGAAUGACCAAACUCUUAACUUAUGUAAUCAAUCCUACGCCAACAAUCCCUUCCCCGCCGGAGCCUCUUGUUGCCUGUAGCUGAUCCCAAGCACCAAAGAUACCGCAAGCUGCAACAAUGAACAGCGCCAUAGAAGCGCUUUAUAUAUUUGAUGAGCUGAAUACUCCGAUCCUUGAGCACGUCUACCGCGGCCGCCCACCUGCCGCCGUUACGCUACUCGGUCUCUUCCUCGCCCAUCCCAGCCCGCGUCCUUCGCUGCUAUAUCUCUCCAACGCGACGCCCCCAACAUCGGUUUUCUCCGUAACGCAUUCAAAUCUACUGUUCCUAAUCCCCUCGAGUACGGAGAGCGAACCCCUCCUCGUUCUCGAAUUUCUUCACCGCGUCAUUGAUGUGUUGGAGGAAUUCGUCGGCGCCCCGCUCCUGGCGGGGAAGAUACAGAGCAACUAUGACGUUGUUGCGCAAUUGUUGAAUGAGAUGUGCGAUGGCGGUAUUAUUUGCAAUACCGAACCGAAUGCGCUGCAGGAAACCGUUGAGAUUCCCGGGUGGAUGGAUAAGUUGCUUGUCGGGGUUGGCUUGCCAGGUGCUUCACCCGCCCUUGGACCUUCGAAUUCGCUGAAAUCAUCACUGGCCACUGCGGCGCAUGUAAAUGGAGCGUCAGCACCAGCCAUUCCGUGGCGACGACAGGGGGUCCGGCAUACGUCCAACGAACUAUACGUCGAUAUAGUUGAGUCUUUGUCCGUUACACUGGCUCCCUCGGGAAGACCUAUUUCAGCACUAGUACAUGGGACUAUUGUCUUCACUGCGAAAAUAUCAGGGGUGCCCGACUUGUUGCUCUCCCUCGGCGCCCCGGGAGGUCAAAAAAACGUAGCCCACAAGCUUCAACUCCCCGUAUUUCACCCCUGCGUUCGUCUUGCACGAUGGAGGGAAAAACCGGGAGAGCUCAGCUUCGUCCCUCCUGACGGGCGUUUUGUGCUUGCAGGGUAUGAAGUUGACCUACAGCCCAUCGAACCUGACAAGGACAAUCCACCUAGCCACAUGGAGAAGCUAUUCCUACCUGCUAGCGUAGACCUACAAAGGUCCCUGGGCCCAACCGGGGCCGAAUUCGAAGUCCGACUUACCUUAAACACCAACUUCCCCGGCUUACCACCUAGGAGUGGAUUACCCGGCCGGGGUUCAGGGACAUCCACCCCAUCAUUCCUCGGAGGCAGCUCCAGUUCCACAUCCAACGCCCCAACCAUAGACGAAGUAGUAGUCACAGUCCCCAUCUCCACCUCCGUCCGGAACCUCACAGAUCUCCGUCCUAGCCGCGGCGAAGCGAAUUUUACACCGGGCGGCGACACGCUCGAAUGGCGCGUCCCUACAACCAGCAAAGACGCAGGCAGCCUCUCCGGCACCGCAACCCUGCGCUGCACGAUAAUCGGCCCGCUCUCCUCACCAGCCAACGAAGACGACGAUGAUAAUACUAGAUACGAAUCCACACCGAGCUCCGCGAGAAAACAAUACCGCACAAACCCCCUAAUCGGCUACUACGACGACACCCUCGCCCACCAGCCCGAGAGCAGUUACCAGGACCUGGAACAUGCCCACCACACCUCAAAACAACACUACCCUUCGUCAUCAUCGGGCCUGCAAGGCUCGACGACGACGCCGCUCGAGCGCGCGCGCAAGUCGCAUAUGGCGGCUUUGAUGCCAUCGUCUGUUUCUGUGUCGUUCACGGUGCGCGGGUGGCUACCGAGCGGAAUACGGGUUGAAGGGUUGCUGGUUGAUGCGCGGAGGAGCCGGGGGCUGGGUGAGGGGGUCAAGCCGUAUAAAGGGGUUAAGUACCUGUGUGUUAGUCAGAAGGGGGUGGAGAAGAGGUGUUAGAUUGUGGAGGUGCAAAUUUUGGAGAGGAUAGGCCGUGUGGUAGGGGUAUGUGGUAUGGAAAAUGACGUGGGAGUUUGGUUUGUUUAUUUCUUGCCUUCCUUUAAAAAAAGAAAAGGAAAGAUAUUCAUGACUGCUGCAUUGGAACAUAAUCGAGAGCGGGUGUUUUGUCCUUUUGCAACGCUAAUUACUGUUUAAGUGUUUGCUGUUCUUUUUACUUUGCUGGUGUAGGUAGGUAGGUAUGUACUAUACAUAUAUCAAUUCAAUGUCCAUGACCUACAGAGGGAGCACCGUUCGUUCUAGGUGAUUAAAUAAAAACCUGAAGAACGAUUUAGUUAUACUAUGCGAUAUGGUUCAUCAAAGAUAAUUUAAACCAACCUAUGUAGGUGACUUACCACCGGAGAAAAGAGGUAGUAUUGGUGUGAUCCUCGGACGCCCGAUCAAUG
Messenger RNA from Blastomyces dermatitidis ER-3, 2446 nucleotides. RefSeq names its product AP-3 adaptor complex subunit mu. NCBI's taxonomy places the organism in Eukaryota, Fungi, Ascomycota, Eurotiomycetes, Onygenales, Ajellomycetaceae. Bases 258 to 2003 code for a protein of 581 amino acids. Gene Ontology annotation, biological process: endocytosis; intracellular protein transport. The transcript is spliced from 3 exons. The record is from RefSeq and is a predicted model, not a curated record. Gene Ontology annotation, cellular component: clathrin adaptor complex; cytoplasmic vesicle.